Molecule: messenger RNA, 898 nt
Organism: Linepithema humile (Argentine ant)
Lineage: Eukaryota; Metazoa; Arthropoda; Insecta; Hymenoptera; Formicidae
Source: RefSeq, a predicted model, not a curated record
UCUCAAACGAACAAACCGAAUAGACACUGUCUAACGAGCUGUGGAGCCGAAUAGACGUGCAACCAAAAAGACAGUCAGUAUCGAAUCGUGGGGGAGUCGCCGAGGGUAUAUCUUAAGCGAAUUCUGUAUUAAUUAGAUGAAGAUUCGUCCGUCAUUUAAAACGCCCAAUGCAUUCAAGAAAUCAUGAAGUGGUUUUGUUCCUCAUGACAAUUACCAUUUGGCAAUGCAUACAAGUAACAGGCAAUUCUGUGAGUCAACGGAUAAGUCGGAUACCUUUAUCGGCAUGCUUGCCGUUUGAAUAUUCAUUCUUAUCGAACCGUGAUGCACAAAAAUUAAAUGCUUUAUCAUCGAUUAAUACAAACAAUUUGAUGAGUCAACGGAAAUCUCGGUCACCGAUAAAUCUAUUGUUUCUAAUUGAAUAUCCGUCUUCGCGGUACCGUGAUGAAGUACCAAAAGAAGUAUAUCCAUUUUUACCGUUUUAUAGAGGCUUCCGGGGAGCAACAAAGAAAGAACCAGAACAUGCAACUAAAGGUAAAUGUAACGACAAAGAAAGAAAACCUACGAGCCACAUACGAAAAAGGGAAAACGAUACUGAUAUAAUGGAUGUAAAAAGAGAAGACUAUCAUGUAAAUGAUGAAGUAUGGAAAAAUUAUGUGAACCGUGUAAAAGAAUCGCAAGCAUAUUUGAAAGGAAAAAAAAGAGUGUAUAGGAAAUUAGAAGAUAAUAACGUAACAAGUCCAGCUGAAUUAUUGGUUCGCAUAUUGGCUGCCGCGGAAAUAGUGGGGUAAGGGAUUAGAUUCUUUAUCUGUUAUUUAAUCUCUAGCAGUAAUUAAUUAUCUUAAUUGUUUAUACACCUUAAAAAUUGUAUCGUACAUUUGAUGUGUUUUUGGAGAAAAAA